AAGAUGCUUUUUUUCUUUGUUUACUAAGUUUUAUUCCUUAAGGUGUCAAGUUUGACAUGUUGGCCACACCACUAAAGGGUAAAUGACUCGUGCCCUUUUCUGGUUGCUAUUUGAAUUUGUCGCUCUAUGUGUUCUUUAUAUGUUAGUCUAUUCGUAUCCAUUAUCACUUAAGGUCGCAGAUCCAUAUUUUGACGCUGGAUCAAUCGAAUGCAAAUAUAAAGAUAUAAAUCAAUAUUGCAAAGGAGCCUUAUAAAGGCAUUAUUAGAUAAGACUCGGUGCUUCCUUCCUGACAUGGUUGGUUGGAUGCCCAGUUUGGAGUCGAAGACAAUACUUUUUCUGUCAGAUGGUAAUAUCAGUAUACAAGUUGAGACAACUGAAGCUUUCUUGGUCCAGUGCACUUUUGCAUAAUAAGACAGCGGUCAACCAACAAUCUUUGUGCACCUCAAUCAUUCAUUCAUACCGUGAGAAUGGUGAUAAGAGUCAUGGAACUAAGAAGUCCGGUCUUGGUAUUAGCUGCUAUAAUAUUUACUUCAUUUUGGGGUGAUGCUAGAUCUCAAAUUAAUGCUGAAUGUGGAGGUACACAAAUAGGUCGCAGUGGGACACUUGUCUCCCCUAACUAUCCUGCGAACUAUCCAGUCAAUCAAGUAUGUGUGUGGGUUCUCAUAACACCGCGAAGCGGAAAGAAUGUUAGGCUUACGUUUGAUUACUUCGACCUGGAACCUAAUUCAGCUUGCAAAUACGACUAUGUAUUAAUAAGGGAUGGCUCCUCAGGCAGUAAUGUUAUGAUAGGCAAAUUUUGUGGUUCUAGUAAACCUGCUACAAUAACGUCCUCUGGGAAUUCAUUGUGGGUAGAGUUCCGUUCAGACUCAAGUGAAACAAGGCGAGGGUUCAUCGCUCGAUGGGAAGUUGAAGGUUCCUUUCUUCCAAGCACAUUAAUUCCAGAUACGGAAAGAAUCCAAACUGAGACUCCCCCAACAAAAGCUCCCACAGAUCCACUGUUAUGUGGAGGAGAGGUUCAUGGUACGCGUGGUAUCAUUAUAACGCCAGGAUACCCGAAUGACUACCCCGUCAACAAAAAAUGUUCCUGGUCAAUUAAAGUACCACAAGAGCAAAAAAUUCGUCUCUAUUUUGAUAGUUUCAAUGUUGAAAAUGAUCGCACAUGUAGGUAUGACUACCUUGAAAUCAGGGAUGGAGGAGACUCUAGUGGAACCUUCAUAACCAAACUAUGUGGCAAAGAGAUUCCUUCAUCUGUGACAUCUACUAGUAAUGUUAUGUACUUGGAGUUCAGUUCAGAUAGCAGUGAAACGGAAUCUGGUUUUAAAGCUGAGUGGCAUGUCACAGGUGGACCUCCUAGAACAUUUCCACCUACGCCGACCACGCCUUAUAUUCCUGAGACACAGGAACCAACAAGAUUACCAGGAGAAUGCGGUGACAUCACUGUAAGAGGUACCAGUGGCACUAUCACAAGUCCUAAUUAUCCUUCCAACUAUCCAAUCAACAAAAUCUGCUCAUGGACGAUCAAGGUGGAAUCUGGUGAAUUUGUCGAGUUGGAGUUCAUAGCUUUUAACAUCGAAAGGGAUUCCAGUUGCCGUUACGAUUAUGUCGAGAUCAGAGAUGGAGGCAGCGAUCAAGCAGCACUUAAGGAUAGACUUUGCGGCCAGCAAAUUCCUGAAGUAAUGAAAUCAACUGGAGAUGCUCUACAUUUAGUGUUUUUCUCUGAUAAUUCAGAAACGGAAAGUGGUUUUCGUGCCACUUGGAGGGCAGUGGUGGAUGAUAUAGGAAGGGUGUCACCUACUGUGCCUCCACCGGUGAUAACUACUAAGCCUCCAUCACCAGGAGAACAAGGUUGCGGAGGAAAACUUACCACAGCAACUGGUGUUUUCCAAAGUCCUCAGUAUCCUAAUAGUUACCCGACGAAUGUAAUGUGCCACUGGACUAUAGAAGCACCUCAAGGAAACAAAAUUCGACUUGAACUAUCUGCCUUCAAUCUAGAAGCUGAUUCAACCUGUCGGUUUGAUUACUUGCUUAUCUAUGAUGGUCCUUCAGUGGGAUCUAGAGAACUAGGACGAUUCUGUGGCCCAGAUGGCUCUACUAGGAUAGGUCCAAUAGAGAGUACUUCAAAUGUAAUGACUGUUCUAUUCAAUUCUGAUUCUUCAUUAACAAAUUCGGGCUUCCAAGCUUACUGGUAUGCUAAUAAUGGUCGAGUUCUAACCACUUCUGCCGCAACUCUUACUCCUUUUACUCCAUACAGGGGAGCUUGUGGCGGAAACUUUGUCCAGCCAAGUGGAUAUUUUUAUUCCCCUGGUUACCCAUAUUACUACAGCAACAACAUUGAUUGUGUAUGGGUUAUUGGAGUUCCGGACAACAAACUGAUCGCUCUUGGGUUUGAAGAGUUUGAUCUCGAAGGAGGAGACGAUUGCCGCUUAGAUUAUGUUGAAGUUCGUGAUGGAGAUUCGCAUAACGCUCCAUUGAUCGGUAGAUACUGCGGUACCACUGCACCUAUGGUUGUAAGAGGAUCGUCUAAUAAAUUCUGGGUCAGGUUUCAUUCCAACGGAUUCAUAACGUCAAAAGGAUUUGAAGCAACGUGGACUACGGAGGCUCAAUUUAUUAAACCCAUUGGUGAACAAAGUGCAAUUACCUUAGGAGAUGACCCUCAACAAGAUCCUCAAAAAGAGUGUGGCCAUUCGCUUGGAUUAGAAGACAGCAAAACCAAAGACUCUCAGUUUUCAGCAUCUUCACACUGGAUGUCCAUUAAUAAAUAUGGUCCCCAACGAGCAAGGUUGAAUAAUCGUGCAUGGCCCCAAGGGUGGGUUGCUGAUCCCAGUGAUAAAAAUCCAUGGAUAAAAGUCAAGUUUGAUGAUUUACACGUUAUCACUAGUAUAGCUACCCAAGGGUAUGGUAACCCUAUAUUCAGUGAAUGGGUAAAGAGUUACAAGGUCACCUGGUUUGAUAAGAAGCAAGGUUAUGUACCUUACCAAGAGGAAGGUAAAGAAAAGGUUUUUAGAGGUAACACGGAUAGGGACUCCGUCGUUCGACAUCUAUUGAAGGUACCUUUAAUAACAAAAGAGGUCGUACUUCAUCCCAAGACAUGGCAGGGAAACAUUGGACUUCGAAUGGAGUUGUAUGGAUGCACUUUAGAUGACUGCGUCAAACCUUUAGGAAUGUCAAAUGGUGCCAUCAAGGACAACCAACUCAGAGUAUCGUCAGCUUGGAUUAACCAGCAUGGUAGAUAUGGAGCCAGUCGUGCAAGACUGAAUAUCACUACAUGGCCUCAAGGGUGGAUAGCAAGUGAAAAUGACCGUUCUCCUUGGCUUCAAAUCAAAUUGAGAGAUGAGUAUAUUGUGACGCAGGUAGCUACUCAAGGAUUUGGUGGUGCAUUAGAUCAGUGGGUCAAGUCAUACAAGGUAACAUGGCUGGAUGACAAACGUAGAUGGCAGGACUACCAAGUAAAGAAAAAGAAUCGGAUUUCCGAAUGGAAAAUAAAGACAUUUCAAGCCAAUGAAGACAAAAACUCUAUAGUUCGUCAUGUUUUGAAGAAUCCAAUCAGAAGUCAAUUUAUUCGCAUUUGGCCAUUAGAAAAACACAUUUCUUUUUCACUACGCACAGAGUUAUAUGGCUGCCCAGUUGAACAACUAGGUCGACCUACUCUUUGUACAAAAAUAGGAAAUCGAUUAAUCGGAGAGUCACGUCUUAUGAAUACAGAAGGUUGUGUUUGGAAGCUGUCACCAGUAUCGUCUAAAGGAACUUAUGUCCUAAAAUUUGAUCGGUUCAUCUUCAAGAAUUCUGAUUCCACAUGCACUAAGGAUUAUAUUGAAGUUCGUAAUGGAUUCACACAAUAUGCCCCAUUGAUUGGAAAGUACUGUGGAAAUAGUAAACCUAGCCCUGUCAGGUCUUCAGCCAGUGCUCUUUGGAUUAAAUACGUUGUAUCAGGUGAAGCCAGUACCAAAGUGACUAUGUCUUAUGGAUUUGUACCAUCAAAUAGCCAAGGCACUGGAAUCCAUCCUACCUCAGGUACCUGCGGAUUGCGUUCCAUUCCCGAAGCCAGUACAAAUCUAAAUAAUUGGCCGGGUCAGUGGCCUUGGCAAGUAGCCCUUUUUCUUAUAGGACACUCUGACCAACAAUGUAGUGGUGCCUUGAUAGGAACUCAAUGGGUUCUGACUGCGGCUCAUUGCUUUCAGAGAUUCCGUCUGUCAUCUUCCUGGGUAGUCCAAGCUGGAAUGUGGGAUCUUCAUAAUAAGGAUGGAAAUGAGCAAGAAAUAUCUCUUAAAGCUAUCUAUAGACACCCUCGUUAUGAUAGGACAUCUGGUCGAAACGAUCUUGCAUUAAUCUACCUCGAUACACCUGUGAAAAUCAAUGAAAGGGUAAGACCCAUAUGUCUGCCUAAGACUGAACGCCUACAACCAGGAAAGAGGUGCUCAGUAGCUGGAUGGGGAAGUUCUAAUUUACCUCAAACUACUUCCGUCCCUCUUCUUUCUAAAAAUUUAACUCUACUUGCACAAAGGGACUGCAAUCGCAAUACGAACGAUGGUCGUGUUGAUACAAAUUUGUUUUGUGCUCAUGGAGUAGGAGACGGUUGUUAUGGAGAUGCUGGAAGUCCGCUUAUGUGUCAAGAUGAAUCUAACAAGUGGGUUGUCAGUGGAGUCAGUACUUCGAACAGCGAAGGCUGUGGCUUGCCCGUAAAGCAUAGAGUUUAUACCAAAGUUUCUGCUUAUGGCCAAUGGAUUGAACGGGUUCUAGCUUUACAUUAAAGAAUUUUUGUUAGUUACAAGUUGCUAAGCUUAUGAAUUGAUGGUUUGAAGCAAGGCUGAUGGUGCAAGACUCUUUGUUUUCUAACAGCUAGAAGGCUUUGCUCAUCUAAGUAAUAUCUUUAAAAUCCCAUUUACAAGGAAAAGGAUUGUGGCUAUCUAAUUCACGCUUACAUGCAUGCAACUGUAAAAGCGACGGUGGGUCGCCAGAAACACAUAAGAAGAUACGAAAAGUAGACUUCGCGUCGUAAGCGGUGAAAGAGAAGAUAGAGAACCACUUUAAGAUGUCAAUAUACAAAUAUUUAUUUUUUUUACAAUUCAGUUUUUACAAUUAUCUCCAUUUCCGAUAUAGACAAGGUAUUUUACUCAAACCAAUUAUAAUUAGGAUUUGUAAGUAUCAUGCAUGUUGUUCUCCAGGUUAUGUACUUUCUUUGAGGUUUUUUUUUACCUGUGGCCACUGCAACAGAUGGCGGUCUCUCUUUUUGAAUUUAUAAAGCAAUGGAGUGGAUUACCACGAAUAGCAGCGUUUCCCAAUUUUUUAUUGAAUUUUUUAAUAAUGCAAUUCAUGGCAUGUAAACUUAAAUAUAAGUUGUAAAAUAUCUAUACUACUGAGUUUGUAAGUAGAUUGCAAACAAACUUAGGAUUAAAAUAGGUAAGCGGAACGUUAUAUCAAAAUAAAACCUAGAAGUUUCCACCCA
This is a messenger RNA of Actinia tenebrosa (Australian red waratah sea anemone), 5443 nucleotides long. RefSeq lists its product as uncharacterized. The record is from RefSeq and is a predicted model, not a curated record. Lineage: Eukaryota; Metazoa; Cnidaria; Anthozoa; Actiniaria; Actiniidae. Gene Ontology annotation, biological process: proteolysis. Gene Ontology annotation, molecular function: serine-type endopeptidase activity.